UAACUCUUUCUAAUUCUCUCUAGAAGAUCCAACAGAUCACGGGUUCCUUUUUGCCUUUGACUCUACGUGAUCUUGCUGCAGUUUAACUCCUUAAAAUCUGCUCUUCUUGGGUGGACACAAUUGUUUUUAAAUAGGACUGUUUGUUUUUUCCUGCUUUAGUUGCACUUGUCAGUAACUGCAAAAUGGUAGCUUCACGUGGUUGGUUUCUAGGGCUUUUCAUUGUCCUGUUUAGCAGUGGAGCGUUUAAGGAUUCUGUGCAGGCUGAAGAAGGGCUGCAAACUGAGGAAGCUAAGGAACUGUGGGGUUUGGACAUUACUGAAGUUAAGGAAGAGGAUGCAGCUGAUGAUGAGGAGGUUGGAAACACGUCUGAGGAAGCCGCUGAUGACACAGGAGAGGAUGAAGGAGGAGAUGUGGAGGCAGAGGAAGAGGAUGAUGGAGAGGAAUGGGAAGCUCCUGCUGGUGACGUAGAGGUAGGGGUGUCUGGGGAAAUGAAAGAGGUGGAGGAAAAUACUGAAGACGAAGAACAGGAGGAGGAAGUAGCAGAGAAUGAGGAGGAAACUGAAGGAGCCACAGAUGAAGAGGAGGACGAGGAGGACGUAGCAGAGAAUGAGGAGGAAACUAAAGGAGCCACAGAUGAAGAGGAGGAUGAGGAGGAUGUAGCAGAGAAUGAGGAGGAAACUGAAGGAGCCACAGAUGAAGAGGAAGAUGAGGAGGACGUAGCAGAGAAUGAGGAGGAAACUGAAGGAGACACAGAUGAAGAGGAGGAUGAGGAGGAAGUAGCAGAGAAUGAUGAGGAAACAGAAGGAGCCUCAAAUGAAGAGGAGGAGAAAGCAGCAGAGGAGGUGGUGGAGAGAGCACCAGUUGAGGAAGAGGAAGAGGUAGAAGUGUUUGCUGCUGAUGAGGAUGAAGAUAAUGUGGAUUCUGAUGAGGAAGAUGAGGAAGAAGAACAAUCAGAGGGUGUUGAAGGACUAGUUGAGGAAAAACAGGAGGCUAGAGAGACUGAGAAAGAUGAAGAUUCUGUAAAUGUUACCACUGGGGAUGACAUUGAAGAAGAUGCUGAGGAGGUAAAUGUAGAGGAGGAAGAAGUGCCCCCCACAGAAGAUGCAGAGUACAGUUCAGGCUCUUUCUGUAACCUUUGCUCGGUCUGUGAGCACUGUGGUAUCUGUGAUAAAUGUCCCUGUGAGGAGGGAGACGCAUCAGUUCACUGCAAACACUGUGAACAUUGUUCCUACUGCUACGUUUGUCCUGUUAUCUGUGAGACAGUCUGCCAGCCAGGAGGGAUUAUUGACAUAGUGAGCGGUUCUCUCUACCAGACUGUGAGCACAUUACUCUGAAUACUCUUCUCUUGUGCUGAACAGCGGAACGACAGACUAGCAGUCAAUCCAUACACUUGUAGGCCUAUUGGAAGUUCGGUUAGCAAGAUCUAGGAAUGUUUGCUUUGUGUCCAACUAUGGGAGCAAAUUUGGACAACCUAAUCCUAGAUAUAACUGGGGAACUUACUCCCAGGACUUUAAUGUUUACCAUUAACAGGCACAUAAUGGUGACUUUACAGACUGCAUUAAAUAAAUAAAAGCAAAUCCUGAAGAUUCAGUGCAAAGGUUCUUAUAUAAGACUACAUUAGUAAUUAUUGUCAUUUAUAAUAGAUAUCUAUGUUUACAGACCAACGAUAUGAAACAACAAUAUAGAAAUAUUGAAAAAAUAAACAUUCAGAUCAAUCCUAAUUGUAAAGAAUUUGUGUCAGUGCUGUCUGUAACUGUAUACUCAUACUGGUUUCAGAUUAAGCAAUUCAAAUAAAUAAAUGGGUAUAAUUUGUAAGUGUGUGUU
Xyrauchen texanus (razorback sucker) is the source of this 1824-nucleotide messenger RNA. RefSeq names its product sarcoplasmic reticulum histidine-rich calcium-binding protein-like. The transcript is spliced from 6 exons. Lineage: Eukaryota; Metazoa; Chordata; Actinopteri; Cypriniformes; Catostomidae. Bases 183 to 1334 code for a protein of 383 amino acids. Gene Ontology annotation, molecular function: calcium ion binding. The record is from RefSeq and is a predicted model, not a curated record.